Messenger RNA from Prunus mume (Japanese apricot), 1080 nucleotides. Its product is annotated as putative F-box protein At3g25750. The record is from RefSeq and is a predicted model, not a curated record. Lineage: Eukaryota; Viridiplantae; Streptophyta; Magnoliopsida; Rosales; Rosaceae.
AUGUGUAUGUCAUGGCACUCUGUAGCAAAACAUAAUCAAAGUCAUCGUGCUAAGCUGUUAGGUCGUGACCAACCUCCAAUGCUUAUGGUUUCUACUGACCAAGAAGGUACAUGGAACUUAUGCAACCUCAUGGAUGAAAAAGUUUUGGAUUUGCAAUUUAACUGGUCAAAUAAGCGCUUUUGUGGGUCUUCAAAAGGAUGGGUAAUUAUCGUGGAAGAAAACUUUGCAGUAACCCUACUAGACCCAUUGUCUAGAACUAAAGGGAAGGAAGAAAAAGAAAAUUCAAUCAUUCGCCUUCCUCCAUUAAUCAGGCCUCCAGAUGAUAAGGGUGGUGCAUUGAAAUUCUGGACUAAAAAUUAUGAGUAUUAUGUCCACAAGGCUACACUAACAGCAGACCCAAUAUUAAAUGCAAACGAGUGCGUUGUUGUGGUGAUAUUUGGGCAUUAUUCUAAUAUGGCUUUUCUCCGACUCUCUAAAGAUACAACAUGGACUUAUCUUGAUAAGGAGGUGACGGGAACACGCGAAGUUGUUUGCAUUGAAAACAAAUUUUAUGUUGUUGACGUAUGGAGCAGAAUUUUUACUUUUGAUAUUACUACUCAAUCCUAUUCAGAUAUAAAAUAUGUUGCACAAGGUAUACAAGGUAUUAAGCGAACACCGUUCAUGUUGCAAUAUCUUGUGGCUUUGAAUGAUAAAGAACUAUUGAUGGUUCACAGACUUUCAGAGCUAGACGAAGAUGAUAUGUAUGUCACGAAGCAAGUCAAAAUUUUCGAAUUGAAUUUCGAUGAGCAUAAGUGGAUUGAGAAGAAAACAUUGGGUGAUAUCGCUAUUUUUGUGGGUGAUAACUCUUCCUUAGCUGUGCCGGCGUCAAAUUUUCCAGGAUAUCAACCAAAUUUUAUAUACUUCAAUUAUUUUACUGAUAGAGCCUUCAAUAAUCGUGAGUUGAAAUAUGGAGUUGAUUUUGGUGCGUACGACGUCGAAAACCAAUGCUUUUUAGCACCUUACAGCACACUUACGAAGACGAUGAUCAAGAUGGCCCAGUGGCCCCCAAUUUGGGUGGUACCAACUUUUAGAUUAAUCUAG